Messenger RNA from Phoenix dactylifera (date palm), 2400 nucleotides. NCBI's taxonomy places the organism in Eukaryota, Viridiplantae, Streptophyta, Magnoliopsida, Arecales, Arecaceae. The record is from RefSeq and is a predicted model, not a curated record.
CCAACUCACGUAACAUUCGAUCUCUCGGAAGUUAUAAUAUUUGGUUGUUCUAUGAAACUUCUUAUUAUUGAGCUAAAAGUUGGAAUUUUUGCACACAGAGCCUUAAGACUGCUGUAGAUGAUUGCAGUUAUCGGGAUUAGAUUUCCAUAUUAAUAUCACUCAAUAUUGAGUUGCUGAAUAGAUUUGCUAUGAACUUGAAAGCUUCCAUUGCUUUUUAGUUUAUCUUGCAAAUUCUUGAGAUAAGGUUCCAUUUUAAGGUCAAAGCCAACGCAAGCUUGGAAAUGGCGUUGAGUCCUCUCAGAAAACCUGAAAAACAUAAAGAAUUUAUCGACAAAAUGGGUUUACAACUUGAACGAUUUCCAACGAGUGGUGGAUAUUGUCGAUCUUGCAAAAACUUACAACUGUGUGGAUUGGGAUUUCAACACCUUCUGAUGUUUAAACCGGGUUAAGAGAAAGGUUGAUAGGUUGGACAAGAGGGUUCUCUCCCCAUGUCAUAUUUCAUCAAGGAAAUUUCACCUUGGUUCUUUCCUUUCUUGUUUAAGCUUUUAAAGAUGCUUGCUCAGUGGCCUAGUUAGCAUAGCCAUUCAUGGAUGAAUUAGAUGGGGCCUUUCAUGCAGGUUAUUUUUCCAUGCUUGAGAUAAUUCCGGGUUUAAAUUAUAUCUCAGGGCCUUCAAUAAUUGGCAAUCAACCAUGUCUUUGUUUUAUUUAGCAGAGCCACUGGAUCUUCCUGAUGUUUCAUCUGUUAUUUUUUGCACUUAUCUUCUUUUGCCUGAAGAUUAUAUUUAUAUUAGAUUACAAUGAAAAUAUUGUUUUUUCCUUUAACUUGACAUGAUAUUGAACUCGGGGAUUCUCAAUUGAAUGAAUAUUGAGAAUAGUAUUGCCACCACCAUCACUAAGAUCAUGUCCACAUACUUAAGUAAAAUAUCAUCAAAAAAAAAAAAGAGAGAGAGAGGAGAGUUUUUCUAAGUUUAAGACUAUAAUAAUCUUUAUAAGCUUUUUCAGCCCCUGGAAUUAUGCUGAUAUUGUUAUUCUGUCUAGUGCAUCUCCAUGAGAAACAAGUUUGGGUAUUUAUGAAUAGAAAAGAAAUCUUUAAAGAAUCAUACAAGGAAAAUCACAGGUGAAACAUCAAAAUGUUACAUAUCAUUUUACAAAUCUAUACUAAAUUAUUUUGGAACCUGGUGGAGCUGUGAUGUUGAUGGAAAACAGAUGUGUUGGAAGGAUGGUGACUGAGAACUUCACCAUGAAAUUCAUCUUCCUCAUUGGUGAUCAAUUGUUUCAAAAACUGAUUCCAAAUCCAAAGAACCCUUGAAAAACUCAUGUUCUCCUGACCGGUCAUCUUCAUGAGGAUCCCUACAGAGGAAAACCUUCAUAUAUGGAGUUGGGUGUUCCAAGAAAGGACAAGUGUUUGGUUGUGGGUUUGAGCAUGGAGUGCUUUGGUAUACUUGCUGAGACUUAGAAACUUGUCCAUCCCACUUUUCUGAAUAGAAGCAAGUUCAGACUAUAUAAAAUGCAUGAUUAAGUGGGUCUUUUUUCUUUUUACAGUUAAUGGUUUUGAAGUGAGAAAUAUUAAGAUUUCCAAGACAGUUGAUUGAAAGGAAGCUAAUUUCAAUUAUUAGUAGAAAGAAGGUGGAUUUUAGGGGCUCUGUCUUACUCCAUAAUUUGUUUGAAAGUUCGGGUCUGCAGUCAACCCUUACCUCUUGCUGUAUGCGUAUGGUCUGCAGCAAUUCCAAAUGGUAUUUACAGAAGGCUUAAGAAGAAGCAAAUUAUGGCGCACUUCAAGGAAAACCAGUGCCUGCUGCCUGUUUGGCACCACAACGUUCAGUGGAAUCCGAUCAUCUUUUAAUGCUCCGGCUGGUCCAGAUUUAUCCAGAUGCCUGCAAACACCUGAACUGCUUAUACCUCAGAGCUUACAAACAGCCAUCUCCAACUACUCGCAGGCUUUGGUAGUAGCAGAUCUGGACCCAUCUACAGUAAAGUUGGCAAUUGGGAUCACAGGCCCUUUCUUUUCAGCGUUUGGCUUUUUAUUUGUCCUGCGGAUAGUUAUGUCUUGGUAUCCAAAGCUCCCAGUUGGGAAGUUCCCAUAUGUCAUUGGCAUUGCACCUACAGAACCACUCCUCAGAGUCACAAGGAAGCUGAUACCUCCUCUUGGUGGGGUGGAUGUAACCCCUGUGGUCUGGUUUGGAUUGAUUAGCUUCUUAAACGAAAUAUUAGUCGGCCCUCAAGGGUUACUUGUGCUCUUAUCUCAACAAGUUUAGGCAGUAGAUGUGUAUGCAAAGAAGUAAUUGAAAAUUGUUCACAGAGAGUGACAAACACAAAACAUUGUAAACUGAAUGAACCGAGAUUUGAUUAUCUUCAUUCAUCAAGAACAAAAAGUCUGUCCAAAUCAAAUCUUUUCUAUCA